CGCGCACACGAGCGCUUGGGUUUCUUGAAUGGGGAAAACGCGCGCGGCAACUGCAGCAGCAGCAGCAGCAGCAGCGGCAGCGGCAGACGACGACGACGACUACGACACACACACAGACACACCGACCGCGAUCGUCAACGGUCACACACGCGCUUUGGUGUCACACGCGACUCAACCGCUCCGCGUCGAUCUUUUCUACACGCACGUAACUAUAUAUUAUAAUUUUAUUAUAAUAUUAUUUUUAAUAAUAUCGUUUCGCCGAUAUAUUUUUCCGCGUCUAUAUAGUGCGUUAUCGCGCGAUUUUAAUGACACACGAAAUCCGUGAUUUUCAGUGAAUUUUUUGAGUGCGUUUUUUUUUCGCGCGUUUUGCCGACGCGUUUCAAUCGGAACAAUUUAACAUACGUGUUCUGUCGUCGCGUUCGAAACAUGCAAAAGGUUUGAAAAAAAAAAUAACCGUUAUAAUAAUAAUUGUGUAUACCUAUAAUAAUAUAAUACGAUUUAAUAUUUAAAUUCAAUUUUACGCGUACGUAUAUACACGUAUAUACGAAACACGCGCGCGCGCACGACGACAAGUGUUCAACGGACGUAUCCCGGGUUAGCGUGAAAAUCGUUUUGGGGGGCCGGUGAUGCGUGAUGGUCGGACCGCGCGCGAUAACGGUGAUGUUUUGCGUGGCGGCUGCGUUGACGUUGGUAGCGGCUGCAGUGGCGGCCUCAGAAGCGUUGGACUCCGUGGAACCCGGCGUCGCCGUCAUGGAGUUGACGACUAACAACAACAACAACAACAACAACAACGUAGACAACAACAAAAACGCCAGCGAGAGCAGCCACGAUGACCGGCGGCCGGGGCUACUCGCGACCGUCGUCGACCAACAACCACCGCAGCAACAGCCACAGCCCAGGAGGUUCAGACACGAGGCGUCCGCAGUGCGAGUCUUGUAUCAAACCGGGAGCUCGGAGGAAGAGUUGCCGGUGUGCGAAAAGUGGGCGGUGUGCAGCAAGGUGGACAUGUAUCAAUGGCCGUGGGUGGAGAGGCAGUGCAGGUGUCCGCCGGGCGUGCCGCCGUGCUCGCAAAUGCUGUCGCCGGCUGAUGGGCACACCAUCACUGACAAAACAAGGCAGUUCAAGCUAUGCGAGCCCAUUAAGAUGUUGCCCAAAUGUCGUUACUUUCGCGACAUGGCGUGGACACUGCGCAGCGAGGGCAACGGUACGCUGCAGACGGUUCACUGUCACUGUCCGAAAGGUUCGGUCGCCUAUCUACUGAAGCGGCAAGCGUACCAGACCGAGUCCAAACAGAUCGGCUAUCAGUAUUCGUUUGCAUGCUCCCCACAAAGCAGGCUUCGAUGCCAGCGGAAAGAACCUUGUCGACUGUUCACGGUGCGAAAGCGCCAGGAAAUGGUGGACGAGGUAAACACUAACACGCUGUGUCAGUGUCCACCGGAACACGGGUGCCCGUCCCAUCACACAGACGCGGGAGUGAUACAGAGCAAGAACUACUCGGAAGAGAACAUCCGAACGUACAGCGGAUAUUGUAUGCAACCGUCGGCUAACUAAACCACCCAUGUACCCUCGCUCAUACCCCCUUGUCCGUUAACUAUCCAAUCACAGUGGACAGUAACCGACGAAAGGGUUGUUUUUUAAAUUAUUUUGAUUAAUUCGUCUAUAUUUUUGUCACUAAGACGAUAUUAUUAUAAAUUAUAAUAAAUAUUAUAUAUAUUUAUUGUUCUUAAAAUAUUUUUUCUCGGCGGACAAAACGAAAUUAUACGGAAUAUCUCUUGGCGAUUUUAACUAAGUAUUCGAUUUCCUGGAGUUAUUUUUAUAUAUUUUUUCUUUGUUUUGUUGUAAUAAAUCAAAAAAGAAGAGCAUUUUUUUCCUACAGAAAUUACAAAUUAUUUAUAUUUUAUUCAACUAAAUUAUUUUUAUACCAAAAUCAUUAUGAUAAAUAUUAACAUUAAUAAUAUAUGUUUUAUCGUGUAAAUAUUUUACUACGUCGAUAAUGGUUUAUUAUUAUUCUUUUUUUUUAUACGAUGUUCUUGUUAUUUAAAUGUUUAGAAUGUUUUUCUUUUAGACUUUAUUAGGACUAUUAUUAUUAUUAUUUUUAUUAUUAUUAUUUUUUUUCAAUGAAAAACAUUAUUUUUACUUUUAUUGUAAUCUUGUGUAAAUAGUUAUUAUAUUUUAUAAUUUGAGUGAGUUGUACAAUACAUUUAUUUCUUGUGAAAUUUUAAAGAUGUUG
Messenger RNA from Aphis gossypii (cotton aphid), 2230 nucleotides. It is a transcript of the gene aos, whose product is annotated as protein giant-lens. The coding region runs from base 634 to 1551 and encodes 305 amino acids. The transcript is spliced from 4 exons. The record is from RefSeq and is a predicted model, not a curated record. NCBI's taxonomy places the organism in Eukaryota, Metazoa, Arthropoda, Insecta, Hemiptera, Aphididae.